AGAAUAUUCUGACAUAUGCCACAAGAUGACUAGCCACACAGCGGUUGAUGUGCAUGUCUAAUAUAAGAGACCAAGCAGAAGUGAAAAAGCAGGCAGGAAACUCAUAGCUGGUUAAUGUGUGGCAGUAAAAUUACCACUUCUUAAAAACUGCUCUAAGGCUUAUACUGCAUUUUAAAGCAUCCACAGUCACACUGAGCCAUACAAGCCUCUUCAUAUAACAAUCUCGGAACAAACCAGUAACAUUCUGAAAAGAUGUCUUGCAGGACAAUGAUAACUCCCAGAACAGUUUUUUUCAUGUGCUUUGCCUUAUUCUUGGCAUGUGCUAACUCGAAUGCUGACAUGCCAAAAACUGGUAAUGAAACAAUCAAUAAAACAAAUGGAAGUACUUCCACCAAACCAAUAUCAAACCAAACUACAAACACCACAUCUCAAGGAUCUGGAACAUCAUCAAAUAAAAAUAACAGUACAUCAAACCCUAAUGAAAACUAUAAAGGAAAGUGCAUUUUCGCUCUGCCAGAGGACAUGCUGGUACUGGUUCUAGUUGCCAUCACAGUGGCUUGCUUUGUACUGCUGCUGACCACACUGAUGUGUGCCUGCCAGAUUUGCAACCUGAGAGGAAUAAUCUCCAGGCUCGAGCCUCAUCGUAGCAAUGUAGACCUGCAUACCUUCAGAGAGAGGAGAGAAUCACUAAGCAAGAACAAAGAACAAGGGCAGCCAACUGAGACCUGCAUCAUGUUAUCAGAGGUCACCACAGCACAAGAGGAGAGAAGAGAGGAUGAGGACAGAGUUCUGGAGGACAAGACGGAGGAAAAAGGAGAAACCGAGCAGCCCAGUUCUGAGCCAUUUGCAAAGGGCCCAAACGGUAACGUCACCCAGGAGAACAGCGCUGGAGUCGAGAUUAAAGAUGAAGUAGCACCAGAGAGCAAAGGCACAGUGUGAUCAGGACCACAAUCUGUUGUCACACAGCUCCACUUAGUGGCAUUUAAAGUCUUCACCUGCUUUAUUUAAGGGAUAGUUCACCUAAAGAUAAUUUACUAAACUUCAUGUUGUUAAAAUAAACGACUGAGUUUCGAUCUUCCAUAGAACAUAAAAACAGAUGUUAGGCAGUUUGUUAGUCUUAGUCACUAUUCACUUUCAUUGCAAUUGUUUUUUUCUUCUGUACAUUGAAAAUUAAAGGUGACUAAAGUUGUCAUUCUGCCAGGCCUCUCCUUUGUGUUCGACAGGUUUGGAACAAUAUGAGGCUAAGUAAAUGAUGACAGAAUUAUUUUUGUGUAAAAAUUAUUUAAAUGUUAAAGCUUUGCAAGUCUUCUGUACAGGACGCAAGAGGAAGGUUUCUAAUCUACGAGUAUGGUUCAAAGACUGCAGUGAUAUGUCAUGAAAAAUGACACGAAGACCAACUGUUAGAACUGAAAGUAUUGAAAAUAAGCAGCUGUUGCUUUCAACAUAAAUUUUCUUUGUUAAGAGCUAUAAAAAGUUUCUGUUUGACUGUUUCUGGAGCCAAAAUUGUGCAUUUAUGCUGUCUUCUGUAUUUUAAAUCUUUAUUCUUUUAUAUUUGAGAAUAAAAUGUU
Xyrauchen texanus (razorback sucker) is the source of this 1568-nucleotide messenger RNA. RefSeq lists its product as uncharacterized. Lineage: Eukaryota; Metazoa; Chordata; Actinopteri; Cypriniformes; Catostomidae. Bases 253 to 939 code for a protein of 228 amino acids. The record is from RefSeq and is a predicted model, not a curated record. The transcript is spliced from 2 exons.